This is a messenger RNA of Apaloderma vittatum (bar-tailed trogon), 615 nucleotides long. Its product is annotated as sorting nexin-2-like. The record is from RefSeq and is a predicted model, not a curated record. The transcript has 6 exons. Bases 79 to 615 code for a protein of 178 amino acids. Gene Ontology annotation, molecular function: phosphatidylinositol binding. Gene Ontology annotation, cellular component: endosome; endosome membrane. Lineage: Eukaryota; Metazoa; Chordata; Aves; Trogoniformes; Trogonidae. Gene Ontology annotation, biological process: early endosome to Golgi transport.
AGUCCUUCAUCUCCAGAGCCAGCAAGUCUUCCAGCAGAAGACCUUAGCACAAACUCCAAUGGUCCAAAGCCAGCAGAAAUGAUGCUAGAUGAUGACAGAGAAGACCUCUUUGCGGAAGCAACGGAAGAAGUUUCAUUGGACAGUCCAGAGAGGGAUCCAAUACUUUCACCAGAACCUACUCCUGCAAUCACUCCUGUAACACCUACUACAUUAGUAGCUCCCAGAGUGGAAUCAAAAAGCGUAACAGCCCCUGUGAUUUUUGAUAGAUCCAGAGAAGAGAUUGAAGAGGAAGCAAAUGGAGAUUUGUUUGAUAUAGAAAUCAAUGUAUCAGACCCAGAGAAAGUUGGAGAUGGCAUGAAUGCUUAUAUGGCAUACAGAGUAACAACAAAGACGUCGCUUUCCAUGUUCCACAAAAAUGAAUUCUCUGUUAAAAGAAGAUUCAGUGAUUUUCUUGGCUUGCACAGCAAACUGGCAACAAAGUACAUGCAUAUUGGUUACAUUGUGCCUCCAGCUCCAGAAAAAAGUAUUGUAGGCAUGACCAAAGUUAAAGUAGGCAAGGAAGAUUCUUCAUCUACUGAGUUUGUUGAGAAAAGAAGAGCAGCUCUGGAAAGGUAA